AUGAGUUCUAGAAGAGACGGAGGUGGUGUAGUGAAAAGGGUGAACAAUCCAGUCAUCUACUCUGUCGAUUGUAACAACCUGAGGGUGAGGUUCAGUUCUCCGGCAAGCGAAGAAGGGAAACGUCGUUUGCGGUCACCAUCACCAAAACUUCGUCCAUCGCCUAUGCAUCCACGACCGACGGAGGAUUCACGAAUGGCAGCAGGUGUCAAUCGUCAGCAGUCCCUGGACAGUUCUAUGCGUCAGGACGUGUGCGAUGGAAGCUGCUUACAUGAAGAAGAGUCCACUCGAUCACUCCCAAGAUCACGCUCCCAGACCCUGCACUCUCGCAUUCCUGCUCCUUCUACAAGUUAUCGCCUAAGGAAUCGUAUGAACGUUGAAGAAGAGUAUGAGCAGACGCCUCCACGGGUUGGUCCGAUAAAGAGGACAACAGCACCGACGACGAGGAGAUUACGAAGCGAGAGCACGCAGCUGAAUACUUCUAUGUCCUAUGCAUCACCAUUGCCGGUAUGUUUUGAGUGUAGUUAUUAG
Cooperia oncophora is the source of this 528-nucleotide messenger RNA. NCBI's taxonomy places the organism in Eukaryota, Metazoa, Nematoda, Chromadorea, Rhabditida, Trichostrongylidae. The record is from the annotation of a GenBank genome assembly.